AGGGGGAGGAGGAGGAGGAGUGCGGGUUACGUCUGCCAUACAGAUGCAAACCAAACGAACGUUGGAUCCCGAGGACUAGCUCUGGCCUGAACUACUGCUCCUCUGUUAUUCUCCACGUGAAGAUUCACUGUCAAGAUGAAACCCAAACCUCAAGAAAACUUGGAAUGAUUCUGACUUUCAAUAUCCAAAAGGUUUUCCAAUAGAGCUCUCCUUUAAAUCCUUUUUCGUUUCCGCCUGUGGAUUUCCCAGACGCUGCCAUCAUGCCUAUUCUGAAGCAGCUGGUGCACCACUCCAACCAGUCAAAGCGGAGGUCCAGGGCUGACCUGACUGCAGAGAUGAUCAGCGCUCCACUGGGGGACUUCCGCCACACCAUGCACGUUGGGCGAGGAGGUGACGCUUUUGGCGACACCUCAUUUCUCAGCACCAGGACAGGAGAAGCUCCCAGGGAACCGCAGACAAAGCAGAGCUCUCCCGGUUCCAAACCGGGGCUUCUUUCUCGCACCUUUAGGAGCAGUAAGAGGUCUCAUUCGGUGAACCGAGGAGACAAGUAUGAGUACAAUAUGACGCUGCCUUCUGCUAGCUCGUCACAGUUUGUGAAAAAUGCCAUUUCUCUGCCUUAUCUAAAUGACGAGAGUGCAAGCAGAGGCAGUCAGCUGCCCAAGAGUGUUUCCUCCAGUCCCAUGAAGACACUGACGGACACUAAAGACAAGCCUGUCAAUGGAGCGGCAGCAAUUGCUACUGUGGACAUGGAGAUGGAUGAACGAAAUUUUGGCGAAGCAACGGAUUUGCCUCCGUCCAUGCCUAGGGGAGGUGGCAUGAAGCAGGCAGAGUCCAUGAUGUCCUUCCACAUUGACUUGGGCCCUUCCAUGCUCUGGGACAUUUUGGGCGUGAUGGAAAAGAAAAGCUGGGAGGACGACGACCUCGGCUACGAGGAAGGCAAAAGCAGCGAGGGGUACGCAUCCCCGUCCCACAUUCCCCUCAUCGACGACGACGACGCAGACGAGCUGGCUCCCACAAGGCCGCCUCGCGGCACGCACCGGCACCAGGCGGGGGCGGAACCCUAUUCGCCAGAGCUCCAGGCCAGGAACAACAACCAUCACAACACGGACAGCUGCUCCGUGUCCAGCUCAGGUUCCGAGAGGCCACAGUACCACCUCCGUGAUGGAGACACGGAAAGUACCAAGUACAGUUCGCCACGCGGGGAAGGCGACAGAGAUUUUACGUACAUGGAUGAAGAUGACGAUGAGAUUAGGCUGUAGACAAAGCAAAUAUCGCUGCCGUGAGCAGCCUUCCAAUCAAGGGGAAACCCAGUCCCAUGGACUCUCACAGCCCUACAUAAUAGAGGAAUCAGAGUAGAGGUUAGCUGUCAAAGCCAGACGAGGUUCAAUCUAACAUCAGCCCACUGUUAUCACGAAUAGAACAAGCCUCUGUCACUGCUAUAGGGAAGACGUGUUAGACAACUGACUCACCCGCCAACUUUCUAGACUUGUUGGUUAAUGCAAUCUUUGCAUCACCUCAACUUUAAGCUCGAUGCGUUUGGACAUUUUACAACUUUUGAACAAAUACUGGCUCUGUUGAAACUCCUAUUGGAGAAGGUCAACUGGGAAAAUCAGUCUUUUUCUAAAGAAGCAAAGCCGAUGGUUGGAAUCAAGACGGUGAAAAUAAGCAAUGCUGCCAUAACCCAAGUAGGUUUUGUAAGCGUUUGGAAUCACUGAGGAGCUAGUGAGAGCCUUUUAAAUAGACACUAAACAGAUGCAGCAAUCACUUUUUCUAUUCCUGUCUGAGUGUAGGGACUUUUCUUUUGCUAUUUUCACAUCUUUAUGUGUUUCUACAGAACAUGAAAGACGAUCUAGCCAAUUAUCUUUGAGAUGGUAUGUUGUUAUUAUUAUUUUUAUCACUCUUUUGGGAAGAUCUGUAUUAUCCAGUCGGGAUAUUUAUUUGUUUUUUCGUUGUUUUAAGGAACGGAGCUCCCUGAAUGUGGAUUGUUGAGUCUUAAAAGUUGAACUUGGGGGGAUUUUUGAUAUUUAUCUUUAUGAAUACUACAAGGUACUAUAAGAAACAAUGUAUCGACUUUACAUAAAAAUGACCGAGUAGCUCUAAAUGCUGAGUUCAUCAUCAACAUCAUUCCUGCUGAUAGAUCGAUAGAAGUGUUGAUCGUGGAAAUCAGCUGUCCUCUCUAACACGACGUCAGCGGGUCAGCGGUAAAAUGCCUUUAAAUGCCAGAAACGGGUGUAUCAACAAGUUUUAUGGUAGCUCCAGAGGGCGGAGAGUCUCUGGACUGACCCCCGAGUUGGUAAUUAUCACCUCCUCUAUGCCAUGCAGAUCACAUUCUAGGAAGGGAUGAUUAAACCAACCAAUCACACGGCCUUCUCCGGUCUGUUCAUUAAACGUGUUGGAUGUCGGGCUCUCAGCCAGCUGGAGCUGCUGCAGGAACAGACAGGUGUUCCUUUUCUCUAGACUGUACGGAAAACUCAAUCAAUCUGUCAGCUAUACAUCUGAGAAAAGUCUUUUAAUUUGAAGGUGCCACAUCACGAACACCUCGGAUUUCCUGUUGUGGCUCUAACGUGUGGCGUUUCCAUGGAAUCGGGAAGUCUUAAAGGAAAAUGGAAGAGUUUGAAAAUGGUUUGGAGGAAAGUGCCAAGCGUACGUUGUUUUUUUUCUUUUCUUUUUACUCAUCCCUUUCUAACUAACAAGUGAAAAAGAAUGUUGACACUAUUGACGCUAACUUGUUGGAGGACAUUCCUGAAAAGGGAAAUUGACGGGGAAUUUUUCCCCAACUGCGCAGCUGUGAUGUUUUAGUUUUGCUAGACGCUGCCUGAGCCGACACUCAUCCAGACGUCCUGCUACAAAAAACUAACAUGAGUUACUAUUUUACAUAACGUCAAUAACUUUUUUUUUUUGUUUCUCAGCUGAUACAUAUCUUUGCACAAUUUACGUCACAAUUUACCCAUAACACUGUUUCCAUUUGGCAUUGCAUUUUGGGAAAACGUCUACGAGUUUCAGUUACUUUUGCGCAGACAUGAACAACUUCAGUCAAACUUUGGGUUCUCGUGUUCUUGGACCAAAUGAUUAGGAUCCUGCGUAGAGCCGCUGUGAAAUAUUGGCUCUAAGACUGUCGGCUGAUAUUAAAAGUAUAAAUAUAAUCGGCGCCAUCGAAGACUCCACUUCCUGUUCUCAGCCGGUCGGUACUUUGGUGGAGGAGUAUUAGCGACUUUCAGAGAGUCGCACCGCUGUUAAUGUGAUUUUGUUUAAAAAAGCAGUCCACUUAUCGAAAGCGUUCAACUUAAAUACUGAAGUAUGCAUAAAGAGUAUGUAAUUGUCUUAACUGUAUGUGGGAACCUCCAGAAUAAACUAAGAAUUUAAAUAAAGUUUGUCUUUGAAAGCAGAUGUUAAGGGGGGGGGGGCUGAACAAACAAAGAAGCUGGUAGGAUUUGUAUUUUCCUUUCGAUUCAGUGGCUGUAAUGUUCAUCUCCAAAUAUGAACUGUUUGUGUUUCAUCUUCUGUUUUCACAGCAUAUUAAUAUAUUCACUUCCUUCACUCUUCUUUAGUGGAAAUAACGGCUCUAUUUUUCAAUAAAAAGAGAAAGGUGGUAAACUGCUAA
Oryzias latipes (Japanese medaka) is the source of this 3601-nucleotide messenger RNA. It is a transcript of the gene cdc42ep4b, whose product is annotated as CDC42 effector protein (Rho GTPase binding) 4b. The record is from RefSeq and is a predicted model, not a curated record. Gene Ontology annotation, biological process: positive regulation of actin filament polymerization; positive regulation of pseudopodium assembly; Rho protein signal transduction. Gene Ontology annotation, molecular function: small GTPase binding. Gene Ontology annotation, cellular component: plasma membrane; cytoskeleton; cytoplasm. Lineage: Eukaryota; Metazoa; Chordata; Actinopteri; Beloniformes; Adrianichthyidae.